This is a messenger RNA of Schistosoma turkestanicum, 1459 nucleotides long. Lineage: Eukaryota; Metazoa; Platyhelminthes; Trematoda; Strigeidida; Schistosomatidae. The record is from the annotation of a GenBank genome assembly.
CAGUAAACCGCCUUGUUUGACGUUCAUGCUACAAAUAUGCGUGUACCGUUUCUUCAUCUCUUUGGAACUCAGCGGUACUUUAAAGGCUGUAUAUAUGCAUUAGGAGCUUCAGCCUUUCUAUUGGGUGGUCGAUGGGCUCUAGCUCACACAAAUAUUUUAGACUUGGGUAGCAAAUCUUUCUCCGUUUCCUGUGCCACUGUACCAUUUGUUACUAAGUUUCCUGACGUAAAUUUAAAUAACUGGAUGUGCUUGCCUGUCUCUGCAGUCGACAAGUUAAAGACAAAUGAUGAGUGUUAUCGGUCAAAAAUGGAAAUGCUGUGCAUGGAACUUCAAGGUCGCUUGUGUAAGGAAAUUGAAAAGAUUGAUCGAAAAGCCAAGUUUAAAGUGGAUAAGUGGGAACGUCGUGCAGGUGGUGGCGGAAUUUCAUGUGUUCUAGAGAAUGGUGAUGUUUUUGAAAAGGCUGGUGUCAAUGUCAGUGUAGUAAGCGGGACUCUUAGUGGUCAAGCAGUGAAAGAAAUGCGUGCAAGACACAAUGAAAUUGAUCCUAAUCAAGAUUGUAAAUUUUUUGCUUGUGGUAUCAGUUCAGUUAUACAUCCACUCAAUCCAUAUGUGCCUACAACACAUUUUAAUUUUCGUUAUUUUGAAGUAGACUUAAGCAAUAAUCGUAAAUUAUGGUGGUAUGGUGGAGGGGCUGAUUUAACACCAUUUUAUUUAUUCAAUGAAGAUGCAAAACAUUUUCAUGAACAAUUAAAAUUUGCAUGUGAUCAACACAAUGAAUCGUUUUAUCCACGUUUUAAAAAAUGGUGUGAUGAUUAUUUCUAUUUGACACAUCGUGGUGAAACACGUGGUGUUGGUGGAAUAUUUUUCGAUGAUUUAGACGAUGCUUCACAAGAAAAAGUAUUCAAUUUUGUCAAAUCAUGCGCUGAAGCAAUCAUUCCAGCUUAUUUACCGAUUGUUGAAAAACGACGACAUUUAAAGUAUACUAAUAAAGAACGGGAAUGGCAGUUGGUAAGACGUGGACGUUAUGUUGAAUUCAAUUUAAUCUAUGAUCGUGGUACAAAAUUUGGUUUAGCCACACCGGAAGCUCGUAUUGAAAGUAUACUCAUGUCUUUGCCACGUUAUGCUCAAUGGAAUUAUUGUUAUGACAAUUCACAAGAUCCACGUAAUCAAUCGUUAAUUGAAGUACUGACAAAUCCUAAAGAUUGGGUUUAAAUUGUAAACAUUCCCACCCACCCACUCCCUUCCCCCGCCCCGACGUUUUUUUCUUUUUACUUUCUAGUAAUAUUCUUCUUCUACUUUUUGCUCUGUGUGUGUGCGUGUGGGUGUGUCUGUUUUUUUAUACUAAUUUAAUUAUGUUGAUUGUAUAUAGGUUCUUUACAAAAAUUAUCAUUUAUCUACCUCAUUGUAGAUUUCAUUGUUGUGCAUUUGUAUAUAUAAAUAAAAUGAGUUAGUUUAGUAA